Molecule: messenger RNA, 4093 nt
Organism: Silurus meridionalis
Lineage: Eukaryota; Metazoa; Chordata; Actinopteri; Siluriformes; Siluridae
Product: TBC1 domain family member 9B
Exons: 23
Coding region: 177-3842 (1221 amino acids)
Molecular function (GO): calcium ion binding
Source: RefSeq, a predicted model, not a curated record
UCAUAAUCCAGCGCCCGCCCUCUUCUGCCUCUCGCCGUGUAGACACAAACAGGAGAGAGAGGGAGCGAGAGAGAGGUGUGUGCAAUUGUUUGUUAUGAUAAUCGCCGCUGAUUUACAGCAUAACUGAUGUAAAAGGGACUCCGAGGACUAAAGGAGGAAAUUUAUCCGCCAUUAGAAUGUGGAUCAGUCCCGAGGAGGUGCUGCUCGCUAACGCGCUGUGGGUGAGUGAGAGGGCCAAUCCCUUCUUCAUCCUGCAGCGGAGGAAGGGACACGGCAAAGGAGGAGGCAUCACCGGUCUUCUGGUUGGGACUCUGGACGUUGUGUUAGAUUCCAGUGCUCGUGUGGCUCCGUAUCGAAUCCUUCAUCAAUCAGGAGACUCGCAGGUCUUUUGGAGCAUUGCCUGUGGUUCAUCUCGCAAGGAGAUUACAGAACAUUGGGAAUGGCUGGAGGCUAAUUUAUUGCAGACUCUCUCCAUUUUUGACAACGAUGAAGACAUUACUACUUUUGUCAAGGGUAAGAUACAGGGAAUCAUUGCUGAGGAAAAUAAGAGCCGUCAGGCACAAGAAGAUGAGGAUUGUGGGAAGUUUCGGGAGGCGGCACUGAAGAUGCGAAAGUUGUUUGGGAUGCCGGAGGAGGAAAAACUGGUGAACUAUUACUCAUGCAGCUACUGGAAGGGUAGAGUGCCACGUCAGGGCUGGCUCUACCUGUCUGUCAAUCACCUGUGCUUCUACUCCUUUCUGCUUGGAAAAGAGGUGACGUUAAUAGUGCAGUGGACAGACGUGACUCAGUUGGAUAAGAAUGCCACUCUAUUAUUCCCUGAGAGCGUGCGUGUGAGCACUCGGGACACGGAGCACUUCUUCUCCAUGUUUCUCAACAUCAAUGACACAUUCAAACUGAUGGAGCAGCUCGCUAACAUCGCCAUGAGGCAACUGCUGGACAAUGAGGGCUUCGCUGCAGACCAGUCGCUCCCCAGACCUGGCAAAACCCUCAAAAAUGUUUCUGCACUCAAAAGGGAUCUGGACGCACGGGCGAAAAAUGAGAGAUACCGAGCUCUGUUCCGCCUGACGAAGGAUGAACGGCUGGACGGUCACACAGACUGCACUCUGUGGACACCCUUUGCUAAGAUGCAUGUGGUCGGCCAGAUGUUUGUCUCCAACAACUAUAUCUGUUUCGCCAGCAGAGAGGAAGACCUGUGUCAACUUAUCAUACCACUUAGAGAAGUCUCUAUAGUAGAGAAAGCUGACAGCAGCAGUGUUUUGCCUAGUCCUCUUUCCAUCAGCACUAAAAACAAGAUGACCUUCCUGUUUGCCAACCUCAAAGAUCGCGACUUCCUUGUUCAGCGCAUCUCAGACUUCCUGCAGCGAACGCCUGACAGGCUUGGCCAAUCUGAGAGUCCAAGUCCCAGCACCUCUCCUUCCCUCCCUGCAAUGCUGCCUUUGCUGGGGUCGAGCGAGGUCACUCAGGAUCGGCACUACAGCUCCAGCCUUCCCACAGCCAAGCAGGGUCUUCUCAACAUCUACCAGAAAGGCCGUCCUGAAGACCUGGGACCCAAAGCGACAAAGGAAAAAAUGAAGCAGGAAUCCUGGAAUAUCCAUUUCUUUGAGUUUGGACGAGGUGUGUGCAUGUACCGCACGUCUAAGACCCGAGACCUUGUCCUGAAAGGGAUUCCUGAGAGUCUGAGAGGAGAGCUGUGGCUACUCUUUUCAGGUGCUCAGAAUGAGAUGGUGACUCACCCAGCUUACUAUGCAGAGCUGGUGGAGCAGGCCAUGGGCAAGUGUACUUUGGCUACAGAGGAGAUUGAGAGAGACUUGCAUCGAUCAAUGCCUGAGCAUCAUGCCUUCCAGAAUGAGAUGGGCAUUGCUGCACUUCGACGGGUACUCACUGCAUAUGCAUAUCGCAACCCGGGCAUCGGCUACUGCCAGGCCAUGAAUAUAGUAACAUCAGUGUUGCUACUGUACUGUACUGAAGAGGAGGCAUUCUGGUUGCUGGUGGCUUUGUGUGAACGGAUGCUACCUGAUUAUUACAACACCAGGGUUGUAGGAGCACUGGUGGAUCAGGGUGUGUUUGAGGAGCUGACACGGGAGUGUUUGCCACUGCUCUAUGAGCACAUGCAGGACCUGGGCGUGAUCUCCACCAUCUCUCUGUCCUGGUUCCUCACCCUCUUCUUAUCCGUCAUGCCGUUCGAUAGUGCUGUGUUGCUGGUCGAUUGUUUCUUCUAUGAGGGAAUCAAAGUCAUAUUUCAGGUAUCCUUGGCUGUGCUACAUGCUAACAUGGAGAAGUUGUUAAACUGCACUGAUGAGGGAGAGGCCAUGACCAUACUCGGAAGGUAUCUGGAUAAUGUUGUGAACAAGCAAACGGUGUCUCCACCCAUCCCCCAUCUGCAUGCACUAUUAACCAGCGGAGAUGCACCUCCCCCAGAGAUUGAUAUAUUUGAUCUCAUUAAGAUGUCCUACGAGAAGUUUGGCAGUCUGCGUGCUGAUGUCAUUGAGCAGAUGAGGUUCAAACAAAGGUUAAAGGUUAUUCAGUCUUUAGAGGAUACGGCUAAGAGGAGUGUGGUGAGGGCCAUUAUGACAGACUCAGCCUUCAGCAUUGAAGAGCUGGAGGAGUUGUAUGUUCUGUUCAAGGCUAAACACAUCAUGAGCUGCUAUUGGGGUGCCAGUAGCACUGCUGCAGAGCGUCAUGACCCUAGUUUGCCCUAUUUGGAGCAGUAUCGGAUUGACUGUGGCCAGUUAAUUCAGCUCUUCUCAGCCUUGGCACCUUGGAGCUGUGGCAUGCACACUUCCACACUUGCUGCCCGCUUAUUUCGCCUGCUUGACAACAACAAAGACUCCCUUAUCAACUUUAAAGAGUUUGUCACAGGCCUGAGUGGGAUGUAUCAUGGCGACAUGACUGAGAAAUUGAAGCUGCUGUACAAGUUACACCUGCCUCCAGCUUUGUGCCCAGAAGAGGCAGAGUCUGCACUUGAGGCUACUCAUUUCUUUACUAAUGAUGACACACCGCAAGAUCAUCCCUCCUUCUCUCAUGUAGACUUCCUGGUCCAGGAAGUCACUUCAGCUGAGGAGGUAAAGGAAGUGGCUGAUACAGGAGGAGAUUCUGAAGAGAAGAAAGAGGAAAAGGUGAAGGACUAUAAGUAUUAUUUGCGAAUGUGGGCAAAAGAAAGGGAACCCAAGAAAGAGACCAUCAAAGAUCUACCCAGAAUGAACCAGGAGCAGUUUAUCGAGCUGUGCAAAACGCUCUAUAAUAUGUUUAGUGAGGACCCCCUGGAGCAGGAGCUCUAUCAUGCCAUUGCUACGGUUGCCAGCUUAUUACUGCGCAUUGGAGAAGUGGGCAAAAAGUUCAGCAGCAACGGCAGCAAGAAAUGUGAUACACAGGCUCAACCAGUGGUAGAGUCUCCAGGAAAAGAGGACAGUUUUGGAGAGGCUAAUUCUGGACAGUCCCUGGUCUCAAAGGCCCUGGCAGAGGCCCAGCUGGAGAGUUCCCCUCCUCCAGCCAACGGGUCUGAUGAAGAUGUGAAAGACGACACGUCUAUUUCAUCCUACUCUGUGGUCAGCGCCGGAUCUCUGCAGUGUGAAGACAUCGCAGACGAUACCGUUCUAAUCGGAUGUGGAGUGGAUGGAGCUGGAGGUGGAAGUGACAGUAGGCGUGGCAGCGCACCGGAUGGCGAUUGGUCGAUCUCAUUCGAGCAGGUGCUUGCAUCGCUGCUGACCGAACCGGCUCUGGUAAACUACUUUGAAAAAAAGCAUGACAUCAGGAGCAAGAUGGCUGCCUGUAAGGCUCAAAGGGCAGUUGAAAGGCAGAUCAGUUCGUCCAGCGACCAUGAGCUAGCUCAGCUCUCCACCUGAGGUUAAAGCUAACGGCUGCCACUAAUGAAGGCACAUUUACUAUUAUUUAGAGAUCUGACUCUAAUUAUAACUAGUGCAUUAAUGAUCACACACUCAUUCUCACCACUUUUAGAUCAUACAGCAAAGCCUAUACGUCUGCACUUUUGCUCAUGUGGCCUUUGUCCUUCCAGGCUGAACAGUUGAACACUCUUUGCCUGCUGUUUGCAUGUUACCUGUUGGUUUACUGCUCUUAAAUCUAAAUCUAGCCCACA